AUGAUGGCGUUAUCACCGCCGCCGCUGCCCUCGCGAUUUCCGUGCUGGUGCCGAGCCAUCUAUUCUUGGGGAGGAGAGUCGAAACGCGAUCUGGGAUUCAUCGAAGGCGACUUGAUCGAAUGUCUGAAUGCAGGAGACGGCUCGUGGUGGGUGGGCAGGCUGUUUCGGGAUCGGAGGACUGUUGGCUCCUUUCCAUCCAAUUUCGUCGAAGUGCUGCCAGAGGAUUUUCGGCCAACAAAGACACCGAGCCCAGUGCCGCCUAAUAUAGCAGCGUCUCAACCCAAGACUGUGCCGCAGAAAUCGAGAACUUUCCGGAAACCAUUUGAGGCCUAUGCAAAAGCACCGCAUUAUACAACAGCGAAACAGCCGGAAACAUUUCGAGAAACACCGAGAUCGCGGCUGCAAGACAAGCCGUCCCGGGAGACGACUGUAACGUCGCGAACCCGAGGAAACUCGACGCCGAAUCCAAGCACUGCGCUUGUCCUUGCAAGAAGUGCUCACGAAGAUAUCGCUCGCGCCCCUUCUCCUGCGCCUUUCCCCGCCAGUAGCUAUGCAUCAAGAGCUCCAUCACCGGCGCCGUCUAUUGGUCGUCCAGCAAGUCGGGUAGAGAAUAUAGCGCGAGAGGAUUCUCCACCGCCACCACCUCCUCCUCAUAGGCACGUUGCGCGGGCAGAAUCAACCGAUGCAACACAAAACUAUCAGUCAAUAUCAAGAGCUGGCUCUACGGUUUCAUACAACCCGCGUGACAUCUCGAGGCCAAGCUCUACCAUUUCCUACAACCCAGCAGAUAUAGCGAGACAAGGCUCGACAGUCUCCUAUAAUCCGGCGGAUAUAACGAGGCAUGGCUCUACCGUCUCAUAUAACGCAGAAGAUAUAAUACCAAGACACGGCUCCGCUGUCUCAUAUGACCACUACAAGUCAAGUCAGCGUCCUUCCAAUGGCUCUUACACCGACCUCCAAAAUGUGUCAAGGCAGGCGUCGUAUACCUCAUACGAUGAUGGUUAUGGAAACCAGAGGGACGGAUACCACACACCUAGGGGGGGCAGCUCUCAUCGGCCAUCAAUGGAGGGGAGCCAUAUGACGCCGUCACCGCUACGCGAAGCCAUGGAUGGAGUAAUGCAACAGCUGGAUCAAUUGGAAGGACUAGGAGGGAUUCGAGAGACGCAGUCGCCUGAGAGGCAGUACGAUCCUUGGUCUCCUGAGUCCUUUGAUAUGGUAUCCCCACCACCGCCACAGCAGAGACAAAAGUCACGGCAGCGGGCUGCUAGGCCUCUGACGUCAGUAGGUGUAUUGAGUCCCGACGAAGGCUAUGAGACUUGGAGCGGAGGAUCCUCACAAAAUACCUCGCAGCAAGACGGACAUCGUGAAAAAUUUUACGACCCGUCUCAGCUGAGCAAUUAUGUGGAAAGAAUGGAGAAGCAGAUCUCAAGAAUGCACCAGCAUAGCAUCAGUAUGCCAGAGAACCUAGAUGACGAUAAGCCUCCGCCUCCGCCUCCAAAAGGCCAGCCUUACCCUCGACCCAAAUCGUCUGCUGGAUCAACGGUCGGGGAGUUGGUCUCCUUUGACAAGAAAGCGCGUGGGCGAAGAUCGGUGUACGACAUGAUUCCGGGCAUCGAGCGCACCAAUACAACCAAAACAAACCAGACCAACGCUUCGACCGGCAACCAGAGCAACAGCAGCUCUUCGACACAGAGCAGCGGUAGGACGCUGUGGAGUGGUGUUUCUGCUGGCGGGUUUAGUUCUACGAGCGCAGGAAGCUUAGCUCGGACGGCCCACCGUACUCAAAGUGCGCUUAGUAUGCGCAACGAUAUCGAUGGUGACCGGCCAGACUCCCCAUUCACGGGUGUGACUUACCACAGCAGUCACGCCAGCAAUUUUGCCGGACAUGGAAGCAGCAUCGCCCGACCGAUAUCUCAGGUAGGCUUUCAUGAAGAACUCACCCCUGGAUUAGGUGGUCUCGUUGCGCCCAAGUCGCCGAAAAGGAACAUCUUCAAGAAGAUCUUCGAAUCAGCCAAGACAGGCGUUGCUAGUAAUCGGGGAAGCAUAGCCGCCGGCCAUAUGCCCAUCGUGAGGUCGUCGCCAUUUUCUCGCUUACAACAGCCACAUAGCGUGUCGCCGGGAGCAAGCAUGGCCUCGUUGAGCGGCGCCCGAUCUAGGCGCGAUGCCGCCCGAGAAAUGGGCCUUAACGCUGGCGUUGACUGGGUCCAAGUUCGGCGUGAUGUCAACCGAUCCAACUCCAUCAGUAAGAUCGAACGAACUGAGCGAAUGGAGCGCUGUCAGAUGCAAGACCAUCCCACUCUCAAUCCUAUCGACGAGCUCUAUGAGGGCAUCGAGGGCGAUGAAGGAGCGGAUGGCAUGCCUGUUCACAAACCGGAGAACUACCAUAUGAUUAAUCUUUCUCAAGUGGACAAGAAUUCUCGUUAUGUGAAAGAGCCGCCUCCAGGAACAACAGUGGCAACCCUCGCUCAGACUUAUAUCUGCAGACCGUACAGGAGUGACCUACAGCGGCUCCGAGCAAUAUUCACCUGGGUUGCUGAGAAGAUAUGCUGGGAAGAAGACUUUGAGGGCGAUGCUGAUACUCAGCGAACUAUCCAGGCACGGCGUGGGUGCGCAGAAGAGUAUGCCAUGCUCGUAAUGGAAAUGUGCUCUGCGGUUGGACUGCACUGUGAAGUGGUGAGGGGAUACUUGAAAGCCCCUGGUGAUGUACCGGACCUCAAUGUCAUGCCCAGGCCGAAUCACUGGUGGAACGCAGUCAUUGUUGACGAUGAAUGGCGCAUGAUCGAUGCUUGCCUAGCAAGCUCCUCCAACCCCAAGCGCGCUCUUUAUUCAAGUCUGAGCGGGCCAUCGGCGGACUUUUGGUGGUUCCUCGCACGGCCGACAGAGAUCUGCUGGACCCAUGUGCCCGAACACCACGACCAGCAACAUAUUGUGCCCCCAGUGGCCUAUAAUACACUUUUAAAUCUGCCAUGUGCAUGCCCGGCGUAUUUCAAGAAUGGACUCGAAUUGGUGGACUUCAACACCAGCUUGACAAGAAUAGAAGACCUCGAAAUGGUCCACAUCAUGUUCAACGUCCCGAGCGAUGUUGAAAUCGCAGCCGAGGUUGAAGCACGGGCAUUCACCAAGGACAACGACGGCGAUUUGUUUGAGAGUGGCGACGUUGUGAAGAAGAAGGCCCUGGCUCAGGCUGAGUGGUUCAACGGCUUGAAACGCUACACGGUAAAGGCCCUACUGCCCGGCGAUGAAGGCCAGGGCGUAUUAAAGGUUUAUGCUGGCAAAAGGGGCUUGAUGCAGAGCAUCAAAGACAUUCCUCAUCCUCUGGCCUUUACUCUCCCCAUCAUCCACACUGGCGAGAAUCCGCCAUAUGAAUUUGUAACACGACAUCCGACCCCCCACGCACAAAGGCACGACAUCUAUGUUGUCCAGCCUCAAUGUCAGCAAUUGGCUCUCAACAAUACCUUUGUCUUUGCAAUCAGGCAGCACCCCAGCUCCAUGUCGGGUAGCGCACAGUCAGCUCUCACGCCGGCAUCAAACCCCGGAUCGACAAGUCCUGUGCCUUUUGCUCGACCAUCAUCUGCCAUGAGCAUCAACGCUUCUAGUGCGAGCGGUAGUUCGGCUAGCGGCACGGUUGCCGGAAAGAAGCCGGCUAAGCUGGCAAUUCAGACACCAGGAGGCAAGAUUCUCCGUCUUAUGAGGAAAGAAGACCGCAAAGGGAUCAGCGUUGGAUCGAGGACCCCAGACGAGGAGGUUAGCGACGGCGGUACCUGGGAGACAAUCAUCAAGUGCUCCGAAAAGGGCCUUUGGAGAGGUCUGGUUCUUGCAGACCGCACCGCGCGAUGGUGCGUAUUUGCUGAAUGGACAUGCGUUGGUUAA
Trichoderma gamsii is the source of this 3870-nucleotide messenger RNA. Its product is annotated as variant SH3 domain-containing protein. The transcript has 2 exons. Gene Ontology annotation, molecular function: protein binding. The coding region runs from base 1 to 3870 and encodes 1289 amino acids. Lineage: Eukaryota; Fungi; Ascomycota; Sordariomycetes; Hypocreales; Hypocreaceae. The record is from RefSeq and is a predicted model, not a curated record.